Messenger RNA from Python bivittatus (Burmese python), 2771 nucleotides. It is a transcript of the gene TSC22D1, whose product is annotated as TSC22 domain family member 1. Gene Ontology annotation, biological process: negative regulation of apoptotic process; positive regulation of cell population proliferation; regulation of transcription by RNA polymerase II. Gene Ontology annotation, cellular component: nucleus; cytosol. The record is from RefSeq and is a predicted model, not a curated record. Lineage: Eukaryota; Metazoa; Chordata; Lepidosauria; Squamata; Pythonidae.
AUGGCCGUCCCCUUGAGUUUUGCUGCUACAUCUUCCUCGCCCGGCCCGCCGCCGCUCCCUCCACCGCAGACCCUGACCCUCCUCUCGCAGCCGCCGCCGCCGCCCCUAGGCCAAGCGGGGGCCCAGCUCAAGAAGAAGAGCGGCUUCCAGAUCACCAGCGUGACCCCGGCCCAGAUUUCCGCCAGCCUGAGCUCCAACAACAGCAUCGCCGAGGACACGGAGAGCUACGACGACCUGGACGAGUCGCACACCGAGGACUUCUCCUCCUCCGAGAUCUUGGACGUCUCCCUGUCCAGGGCCACCGACUUGGGGGAGCCCGAGCGGAGCUCCUCGGAGGAGACGCUGAAUAACUUCCAUGAGGUGGAGAGUCCCGGCGCCGUCUCCCCCAACCAGCCUCGCCUCCCUCAGCCGAGAGCCCUGACCAAUGGGAGCAUCCACCCUCCUCACGGACACCACUAUGCCCACCCCCCACAUGGGCACCCCCAGGCCUCCUCCCACUCAGGGGCUGGGGGGCCACCGAUUUCGGGGGGUUCUCCAUCCAGCCCUUCCUUCCGAAGACUGCCCGUCCCUGGAAGUUUGGAGAGCGCGGGGCCCGGUUCUGCAGCAGCGUCCUCCAUUGGCACCCUCGCAGCUGCCACGGUGGCUCACUUCCGCACUGGUGGUGCCCCUGGGGUCGCUUCUGCUGGUGGAGCCGGUGCCGGCAGCAUGGCCGGUGGGGCAAGUGGCAGAGCACACCAGGUUAGCAAGAACCUCGGUAACCUUGCGAGUGCUGGGAAUGGAAUGGCUUUGCCUGGUGGGAGCCACCCUGGGAACGUUGCACUCUCAGGCGGGGUUGGCAACGGCACCAGUGCUUCCUCGAAUGCCACUGGAAGUGCUGGUCACAUAGUUGCAGGGGUGGCGGUGGCGGCAGCUGCAGCAUCGGGUCAUCUGCAACCUGCAGGCAGCACAUCGAGAUUUCGCGUUGUGAAAUUAGAUUCUAGUUCAGAGCCGUUUAAGAAAGGGCGAUGGACGUGCACAGAGUUCUACGACAAAGAGAAUCCUGGGCCAGUGGCAGAGGGAGCCACCGUGGCUAAAACAGUAGAUGUCCUCCUAGAAGUGACCUCAGAAAGGGAAAGUACCAGUGGGAGUUCUGUCAGCAGCACCCUCAGCCACUAUACAGAAAGUGUGGGAAGCGGGGAGAUGGGGGCCGCUCCUGGGGUGCAACAGCAAGCGUUUCAAGGCAUUGGGUCUCAGCAGAUGGACUUCAGCAGCGCUGGUGUUCCACCACUGUCGGCACCCGGCCUACCCCAGAGCGUUUCUCAGUCCCAGCUCUCUCAAGUCCAGCUUCAUCCUCAAGAUGUCAGCUACCCUUCGCAAAAGCAAGGGGUUCCCCCUCCAGCCUCGGCAGUUCCUGCUCCGGUGAACAUAGUUGCUGGCCAUCAGCCAACUCUGGCAUCACAACAGCUGCCUUUCACCCCGCCAGCCCAACCAGUCCCCACUGUUCCAGUUGCUCCACAGCCGCAACAGUUAUCUUUUGGGCAGGGGCAAGCUCAGCACCCAACAGCUCUGCCACCAAUGUCUAUGCAGAUGCCUCCAGGGCACGUGAAGCCAGGAACCCAAGCCCCGGUGCCGGACUACAGCCAACAGCCGCAGCAGCAGCAGAUGCUUCCAGCUUCGGCUUCUUCUCUGCAGCCUGGGACUGCAGUAGUAGGAACCGGGUCGACGGUGCCCAUCGCCCAGCCUCCAAAUACACAGCUUCCUGUCCAAGCACACAUUGCUGUGGCCCCUUCUCAGCCUGUUGCUCAGGUCCAACCCACAAUUCCCGCCGUGGGAGCUCCUGCUCCCAUGAUGAACGUUGGACAACAAGGAAGUGUAGCUCCUGUGGCCCAGCCACCGUCGGUUGCAAAUCAGAUUGGUCCUUCGGUGAUGCCCCAAAGUGCUGCUGCUGCUGCUGCUGCUCCUCCUCCACCCUCCCAAGCAGCUCCCUCAGUUCCGGCAGGGAUCGUUCAUCCAGGGUCCCAAGGCGCCCCACCGGGCCUUUCUCGGCCUUUGGGUAUUGCACCACAGAGUAGUUUGAUACCAAUGCAAACAGCAGAUCCUCUGGUUCAAGGAAUGACCCAGUUGCCUCCUGUCAGCCCAAUACCUUCUGUUAGUGCUACUCCUGUGCCAUGCCAUUCAGCUGCAAGUGGGCCCCCUGCGCCUAUGAGCCUGGCUCCUUCCAAGAACCUGGCACAGCCUUCAAGUAUGCAAAAUGGGAACUUGGUCCAAAACGUGUCUCAACCUGCCUUGAUUUCCACUAGCAUCAAUUUGCCUGGAGCCCCCAGCGUGCCACUGAACUCUUCCCAAUUCUCUGUGCAGUCCCUCGCUCAGUCAAUUACAACCCGAACUGAAGAUACCAAGCGCCCUACAGAAUCCACCUUGGUUGGCUUAACCCAGCCUUCUGGUGCUGAAGGCGGUGUUGGCGCCUCCUCAGUCCUAGCAGAUGGGAGCACUGUCUCCUCUCUUUUCCCCCUGAAGGUACUUCCGCUGGCAUCUCUCGAUGGUGAGGAAGACAGGUCAACUCUAUUUCUUUACAAGGAUAUGGGAGAUCUCAGAUUCCACCUGGACCAUCGCUUAACAGCCAGAACUCUCUUCUUCCAUUUCUGUGUUGAAAGGAAGUGUGGACAAAUUGCAGUCAGCAAUUUGUCACAGCGAUGACCAAGAUACUAAUCUAGAACUUGCCUGUGUUCUUCUGUCCCUAUAAUUAGGUACAUAUGUGCGCCCUCAGUGUUGGCAUUAUCUACAGUACCCAU